CGGACCGCCAAAUGUGUUCCGGAGCCCGAAAGAUGGCGGCGUUUCGUGCGCGACCUCGGCGACGGGGCUUGCCUGUCCGGGGGCUCUAGGACCGCGUGGGAUCUCCAUCGUCGGAGGCUGAGGGGUGAGGAUAACCUAGAAACGCGCUCGUUCGCGGAAUGUGCGAUCCCGAGCCCUCAGGAAGGACCCGACGCCCGCUCGCCGCAGCCUAACCUCGCACCGCGCCGAGUCGCGGACGAACUCCGGGGCCCAAAAGUCCCUGAGGCGGACCCGGCGAGGCCCGAGCGGGCCCCGCGUGCCGCCCCGGCCGAGCGGCGCAUCCGGAAUCGAGUCCGGGACAAGGGGGCCCGCCGCCGCGACCCUGGCCCCGCGGGACCCCUCGUAGACAUGCUCAAGCAACUGCAGACGGGGAUGAGAGCCUUCCUCCUGAUGGCAUCCCGCGUGUGGACAUGCGUCUGCUUUCUACUGAAGAAGCAGGUUAGAGCCAUCUCUCAAAUGCAGCCGGUGAAAUACGAGAUCUUCCCGCUAUCUCCACUGUCAAGGCAUAGGCUUAGUAUAGUUAAAAGGAAGGUGUUGGUGCUGGACCUGGAUGAAACCUUGAUUCAUUCGCACCACGACGGGGUGGCAAGGCCAACGGUCAGGCCUGGCACUCCUCCAGACUUUGUGUUAAAAGUGACAAUAGACCGACAUCCGGUCCGAUUCUUCGUUCAUAAGAGGCCCCAUGUGGACUUCUUCUUGGACAUUGUUAGUCAAUGGUACGAACUGGUCGUCUUCACGGCGUCCAUGGAGAUCUACGGUGCAGCCGUUGCAGACAAGCUGGACAACAAUCGGGGUAUCCUGAGACGCAGGUACUACCGACAGCACUGUACACCAGAGAUGGGUUCCUACACCAAGGACCUUGCAGCUAUUUGCUCGGAUUUGGCGUCGGUCUUCAUCCUGGAUAACAGUCCUGGGGCCUACAGAGCCUAUCCACACAACGCCAUACCGAUUAAAUCAUGGUUCAGUGACGCAGGUGACACGGCACUGCUAAGUCUCCUCCCAGUCCUGGACGCGCUGCGCUUCACGCAGGACGUGCGUUCCGUACUCUCUCGGAACCUACAUCUGCAUCAUACCUGGUAGCAAUAGUUCCACUCUCGAGGAAACCACCCAGAGUUAGACUAGAAGUCGAGCUGCUAACGAUUUAGUGUGUCUAGCCUAGGAUUAUGACUGUUACACUAAUAUAAAAGCCAGGGACGUUGAGACGCUACCCAAGGUAAAAAAAAACGAGCCGAACAUCUCGGACUCUCUAAAGAAUGGUCUGCAAGAGCCAGAAAGGUUAUGGCUUAUCGGUAAGUCAUGGUCAGUCAUAAAGUAAUCGGUGUGAUGUGAAAGCAAGCAAAGCUCGUUCUCCACACUUAACAAUGGCAUCAAUUUUGAGGUGAGGUCAUAGACCGUUCAUAAAUUCAAUGCUCGAUGGGAAUUGAGGUCAUGUCAAGCACACUACAGAGGGGAACCGGGGCAACGUCAACCACUACUUAUGUCAGCACAAAGCAUCCUAGUGUCAUUCCAUCAAGUCAUUACUUAUACAAUGUCUUUUGUUCGCCUGACAUCGAUGGGAUUCCCUCGCUCAAAUUGUCGGAGACUCGGUAGCGUCUCGAAUCCAUUAAUUUUAAUUCCUGAAACCGCGUCAGCGGCACUUUUAGGUAGAUUCUGUGGUGAUUGCCGGUCCACCGGGGUGGACUGUCGCGGAGACUCGCAGCAUUCGUUGUAAAGACAAUUCAAAUAAUCAUUAAUUCAUUAUCGCAUUUGAUAUUUACAAUAAUUGAGCCAGGAUUGAAAAUUCUAAGGAUUGGAACAGCAGCUAAUUAUGUUGUAUUAUUAAUUGCACAUUAUUUAAUUAUCACUGGUCUUCGGUUAAUCAGCUGUUGUUUUGACUUGACUAUUGGACAGAAUGAGUGGAAAUUAUUCACUGUGUGAAUUAUUAGUUGCAACCAAUACUGCUUGUCUCUAGUUCAUAAAAAUGUCAGCGUGUAAUUACUUGGCCAACAAUCGGUGAGUGACCUAGGAUGGCUGAGAACCGAUGUACUAAGUCAGGCUCGCGAGAGAGAGAAAGAGGGGCUUUGCUGUAACUUACUGUAUCAGUGAGGCAGCAGUCCUAAGUACACAUCUAAUCUAAUGAAGAGUAUUAAUAAAUAUUACUAAACAACGGAAUUACUGUCUUUGUUGGACUUUUGCUGGUGACUCGAUCGACAGAAAAGUAACAUCGGAGAAGCUGCCAAAACAGCUUCGCUGUCUAACUUCUUACAUACAAGCACAGGAUGAAUGACUUUGCCGAAAGAACUUUCCAUCAACCAAUUAUGCUCCUAUAAACAAUUUUACGAACACUAUUCCCUUGUUAAAUCAAUUAUAAAAAACAGAAUUUACAAUAAGCAAAGUUAUUGUCUCUACUUUGGUGUCCUCAGAAAUUAUUACCGAUGCCUAAUGAAGCGGUUCGUCAGCGAAGCUGAACCCUUUGUGCAGUUGUCUGACAGGAUUGGUGCACUAUAGACUAUUGACAUUGCAUGGUUUGUACAUAUUAGAACCGCCAAGUGUACAUGUAACUUGUAAGGAGCGACUGAUUCUCGUUGGAGUGUGCGAUCUUCGAUUAUGUCAUAAGUGGGGAUAUAUAUAGCAGAAAUACAUAUAAAUUGAUUAUUUGCGCGAGCUAUAUAUACAUAUACAUGCAUUAAAUUGGCUAAGUCUAAUAUAUAUGUAUAUAUAUUAAAUUUAACGAAUCCUUAAUAUAACAAUAAGAUUAUCGAAGUAGCCAAGAAAACUUCGAAGCUAGUGAGGAGGGAUUGAUCGAAGCUGGCAAAGCUUUUCCCUCUUCAGUUGAUGCGAAGAAAAAACUCAACGAGAGUGAACCUUCUUACUGGAAACUACUUAUUAAUUGAUGCACUCAGAUUGUGUUAUUACGCUGAAUCUUAUCAUGUUACACUGUCCUGGAGCGUACUUUGGUUAGAAGUGAUGGGUAGUUUCGGGCCAUGGGCUCGAUUCUCAUUGAAUAUGUAGGAAUAAUGCUGUUUGACAUACGUAUAUGGAUAUGUACGUGUACAAAGAUCGUUUGAUUAGUUUUGUGUGUGUCAAAGGUGCAAAGCCCCUGUCUUGGUUUUUCUUAAGAUACUGUGUGUACAUAUAUAUGUAUAAAUUAUAUUUUGCAGUGGCUGCAGGUGGGACUCUCUUUUUUUUUUGUACAGCCACUUGUCAUGUCAGUCAAUCUAUUGAACACUAUUGGAAUUAUUAUUAAAUUUAUAAACUCUCUAUAGUCAUGGUUAUGUGCAGUUUCAUGUUCACCUUUACACCGCACCGAAGAAAGCUAAUGAUAUCAAAUAAAAUUGAUUUCAAGAAAAA
Orussus abietinus is the source of this 3369-nucleotide messenger RNA. RefSeq names its product CTD nuclear envelope phosphatase 1 homolog (gene Dd). NCBI's taxonomy places the organism in Eukaryota, Metazoa, Arthropoda, Insecta, Hymenoptera, Orussidae. The record is from RefSeq and is a predicted model, not a curated record. Gene Ontology annotation, molecular function: protein serine/threonine phosphatase activity. The transcript has 5 exons. Bases 388 to 1119 code for a protein of 243 amino acids.